CAAUAAAAUAUUGGCUGACAGGUGAUUUCUGGAUAUCAGGAACAUUUCUUAUUAGGAAGCCACAGCUUCUCCAGGGAGUCUAUGCCAUGGGUUUCAAUCGACCAUCCAAGAUACAAGAGAAUGCGUUACCCAUGAUGCUUGCUGAACCUCCACAGAACCUGAUUGCCCAGUCUCAGUCUGGCACUGGAAAAACAGCUGCCUUUGUCCUGGCCAUGCUUAGCAGAGUAGAACCAGCAGACAGAUACCCUCAGUGUCUGUGCCUCUCCCCUACAUAUGAAUUGGCACUUCAAACAGGAAAAGUGAUUGAGCAGAUGGGCAAAUUUCAUCCAGAACUAAAGCUUGCUUAUGCUGUUCGAGGCAAUAAAUUGGAAAGGGGUCAGAAGAUCAGUGAGCAGAUUGUCAUUGGUACCCCUGGGACUGUCCUGGACUGGUGCUCCAAGCUCAGGUUCAUUGACCCUAAGAGGAUCAAGGUAUUUGUUCUAGAUGAGGCUGACGUGAUGAUAGCCACUCAAGGCCACCAAGAUCAGAGCAUCCGCAUCCAGAGGAUGCUGCCCAGGAACUGCCAGAUGUUGCUUUUCUCUGCCACCUUUGAAGACUCUGUGUGGAAGUUUGCCCAGAAAGUGGUCCCAGACCCCAACAUUAUCAAACUGAAGCGUGAGGAGGAGACAUUGGACACCAUUAAGCAGUAUUAUGUCCUGUGCAAUAACAGAGAYGAGAAGUUCCAGGCCUUGUGCAACCUGUAUGGGGCCAUCACCAUCGCACAAGCCAUGAUCUUCUGCCAUGUGAGUAGCACUUGCAGGGCUGCCCUGCCCCCUUCCCCUUUAGGAAAAUAA
Messenger RNA from Urocitellus parryii (Arctic ground squirrel), 833 nucleotides. NCBI's taxonomy places the organism in Eukaryota, Metazoa, Chordata, Mammalia, Rodentia, Sciuridae. The record is from RefSeq and is a predicted model, not a curated record.